CAUUGGCGCGUGGGGGGAGGGGAAGGAAACUCGCGGCCGCCGCUUCGGAGAGCAUCGGUGAACAUCUCCUGCCCGCUAACCCCUAACAAAACCCCUCCGUGCUGCCACACACACAUUUGUUCAUUACACUGCUAAUUAACACCGUUAGAAGAGAAGUCGCGCUGAUGAUUGUGAUCGCGAGAGGCACUGUUCAUGCAGGCACGGGUACUGUGAUGUCGCAUCUUCAGAAAGCAAACUUCCUUCGCGCAGUCGUGUGAAGUACAUCACAGCGGCACCUUUUCAAGAACAGCAGUAAUUCACAAACCUGGGAGCACUUCUGGCCAAGGACCAUGGAAAAGUACCACGUGCUGGAGAUGAUUGGAGAGGGAUCAUUUGGGAAGGUAUACAAGGGAAGAAAAAGAUAUACUGGCCAAGUUGUAGCCCUCAAGUUCAUCCCAAAGGUUGGUCGCUCAGACAAGGAGCUGAGAAACCUGCGUCGAGAAAUUGAUAUCAUGCGAGGCCUUCAACAUCCGAACAUUGUCCAGAUGCUGGACAGCUUUGAGACUGAUAAGGAGGUGGUGGUUGUAACAGAUUAUGCAGAAGGAGAGCUAUUUCAGAUCUUGGAAGAUGAUGGAAACCUUCCUGAAGAGCAGGUCCGUGAGAUUGCAUGUCAGCUGGUUUCUGCAUUAUAUUAUCUACACUCUCAUCGCAUCCUUCAUCGGGACAUGAAGCCUCAAAACAUACUGCUCGGAAAAGGAGGGGUUGUCAAGCUCUGUGAUUUUGGGUUUGCCCGGGCCAUGAGCAUCAAUACCCUUGUACUGACCUCCAUUAAAGGAACGCCAUUGUACAUGUCUCCUGAGUUGGUGGAGGAGAAGCCAUAUGACCAUACAGCUGACCUUUGGUCCAUGGGCUGUAUCCUCUACGAGCUGUUUGUUGGCACGCCACCCUUCUACACCAACAGCAUUUUUCAACUGGUCAGCCUCAUCAUCAAAGAUCCUGUCAAGUGGCCUAAGAACAUGAGCGCAGAGUUCAGGAACUUCUUGCAGGGAUUGCUGACAAAGGAACCGAAAUUACGUCUUUCCUGGCCAGCACUCCUUCACCACCCAUUUGUGGCUGGAAAAGUUAUUGUGUUGGAUGACAUCUCUGCCGAGGAAACAAAUCCACUGACGGAGGACCUCAGCCCUGAACUUCAGGCACAAAAAGAAAAACAGGCAGCAGAACUGGCACCUACCAGUGGGCAGUCAAAGAUUCUACGCAAGGCACGGCAAAAGAUGGCAGAAGUAGCAAAGAACAAGGAAAAAGAUAAUCAAUGUGGAAACGCACCUCAAAGACAACGAGGUGUUUUGGAGAAAAAGGCUUCUUCACACAGUGCAUUAGCCUCUAAACAUAAAUCAAUGGCCAAACAAGCUGUAAGUUCUGCUGCCACUUUAGCUGUGAAGCAGGUUGGUGAUGCAAGAAAGGAUGAUUGGCAAAUGGAAAAUAGGCCACCCACACCAAAGGUAGAUCGAAUUGGUGCUGAUUACGCAAAAGAAUUUCCAGAGGUGGAGGUCGGAAGCCGUACUCUAACACGGCAGAACCCCAGCGCCGUGCCAGGACGUGCCAACGGAAGCAUCGACAAUGUAGACCUUGACAAUGAGGAGAUGGACAGCGAUGACGAGUGGCAGCAUUUCAUUGAAGCGACGGAUCCUACCAACCUACAGUUGACCACUCCCAUGACACUUUUGUCAGAUGCUGAGUUUUUGACUCGCAUUCGAGCCAGGCUGAGAGACUCAUCCACUCAGGUUUUAGAUGGUAUGCUGGAGGGAGCAUCCAGACUGCGUCCUGUGCUCCAUGUCAUUACAAACCUGUUAGCCACUAAGUGUGACUCAGAGCUGCUGUACACAUUCUGUUGUUCUCUCGAGCUUCCACAUCACUCCCUCAUGCUGCUGGAGCAGAUCUUGGCCAGUACAAGUGUGCGACAACAACCCUGGUGUCUAGCUGUCCUAUUAGACCUAAUCGCAUUACUCAUUGCUUACUUUGCCAGUGAUUUCAACACUAAUCCAAAUAUAUGUUCAGAGAGUUAUGAGAGAUUUGGAAAGUCUGCUGAAGAGUACAUUAAAAUAUUGCAGAAGCUGAUGAAUCAGUCCAUCGACACUGAUCUUCGCCUCACAGAACAAGCCAUGCUAUGCCUGGUGUACCUGUGCGAGGGUAUGGAUGCAAACUCAUCACCCGUGUCUGCAGAUUUUUACUCCAGUUUGCUUUCCAACAACUCCGCUCUCAUUCAGGUUCUGCUGCUUAGUACUCAAACUCAACCAGCUGUGCAGAAAAAAAUAGUUUCCCAUGCUCGAUUGGACCAGGUUUCUGGAGCCUUUAUGGCUGUUAUGGCAGCUUUGCUGAACUUUCCGCUUAAAAACCAACCAUGUUGUGUGGCCAAGACCAAGGUGGUAGAAUUUAUUGUGGAGAGCCUGAUGGAGCCAACACAGCAUCACCUGAUAGAGGGCUUGGUGAAUGACCUCAGCCAUCCUCUGAAGGCCUCAAAUGCUCUACGGGUGCUGUACUCUUGCUGUCAAAUGAGUGGAUCCAUGUGUAAAGCGCUGGCUGAUACACCCAAAUUCUUCAUUUCCACAUUGCAUAUUCUGCAAGGAAAGAUGGAACUGACCGACAUUGUUAGCAGCCAGGCGUUUGAGCUGGUGCUGCAUCUGUUCACUGUGCUGCUCGUACAGCUGGGCCAAGUUCCCCCAGAGCUGGAAGAAAUGGCGAAAUAUAUUGGCUCAAUAUUUGUUGAUUCACAAUUGAUCACCCACAUUUGUGCCACAGGAAUUCUAAUUUCCCAGAUGACAAGCCUGGGCUCAGCUGCAGAAGUCAACUUUGAGGAUUUACUCAACUCUUCCAAGGCUGCUCUAACCAGCCACAUUGAGCUUUUUAUACGGUUCCCGUACGGAUUUGGAAUCUGCGACGGCCUCCUCCAGCUCCUCUUGCAGUUCCUUUGUGAGGGUGAGAGGGAGUUGGUGCAGGGCUUUGCGGAAACUGAAGUGUGGAAUCUGAUGUGGCACCAAUUGGCAGUCGGUCUGCAUCUCUCAGUGUGUGGCCCUGUGAUGGAAGGUGACACGCCACGAUCAGAUGCCCCAGGCUUGGUUCCUGACUGGACCCUCAUCUCUCCUAUCGGGACAUUGGCCUUGUUGAAUUUGGCACAGUUUGUUUUUGCUCAAGAGCCACAGCACUGCAUUAUCCUGCUCUCUCGGUCCAAUUCUGUGGUGGCGGCCGUACUGCUCAAGCUUCUUACUCAGGAUUUCCUUAUUCAUCUCAGCAGCCCAGAAGUAAAGGACCAAUACGAUCUGAGUUUGAGCUCACUUGUUGGAUCAGUGGUGCUGCUCACCUGCCAAAUCCUCUGUUUCCCUUUUGCAAUGGACGUGGAAGACGCAAUGCUCACGGAUGUUCUGACCAUGCUGCGUGACACACAAAUUCUAACUCGCCUGAUGCAGGUGUGCGUGCACCAGCUGUCGGAGAAGCAAUUGGAGGUUCCUCUAGGACUAGUAUCUCGACUUGUGCUCAGUAAUGCUGGAUUUUUGACAGAGUUUGUGAGGUUAAUGAGUGAACAGGAGACUGCAAAAUAUUUGUCUCGCCUUCUGGCAUCGCCUUCUUGCCCUCCUGCUACGCUUGUUGACGUCCUCUCAAUAUUCAGUCAUGUUGCACGAACAACACCGGAGUGUGUUGACCGGCUCCUUAAAUUGUUUUCUGGAAAUGAAUUGUCUACUGGUUCUUUGUCACAAAUGUCUGGUUUCAGCUUGCUGCUCCGCGUGCUGAGCCACGAGAGGAGCACGGUGCGUGCACAAGCAUGCGGCCUCGUUGGUAACCUGCUGCGCCACUCUGCGGCGCCGUGUGGGAGCCUGGCGGUGGGCGGCAGUGAUGUUCUGUCACAGCUCACGGCUUGUCUGGCGGACGGCGAGGAUGGAGUGCGGCGCUCGGCCAGCCUGGCAUUGGGGAAUGCUGCUUACCACGGAGCAGGGCUGGAUGCGUCAGCUCUGGCUCCAACUGUGCCCCACAUCACCAGACUGCUGCAGGACCCCCUGGUGAGAAUACGUUGCAAUGCUGCAGCCGCGCUGGGGAAUCUGGGAGCCGUGGAGGGACUACGCGAACAGCUGGUGUCCUGCCGGGCGCCCCAGCAGUUGGUGUCGCUGGCCUGUGAUGACGUCCACCUAUCUGUGCGGGAGGCUGCUCUCGUCGCGUUGCGCAGCAUGAGCAGAAGCCAGAAGCUCCGAGAGGUGCUGGUGAACAUAAAAGCUCAAGACAAACUUUCUGCAUCCAUGGGCAGCAUGCGGCCCAUUACCAGGGCACCGGCUAGUGGCUUUGUCGCUGACCAAAGCAGUGCUCUCGCAGUAUCGCAUCACUGUGUCAAACUCAUCCACGUACUGCAAGCCUGAAGGAGACUCUUAAAUUCAAGUAAUUCAAGCAAGGCAAUCGCACAAGCAGGAUCUGUCUGUGCAUUAAGCGCCUUGUCAGUUAGAAUGUACAAGGAACAAUGAUGCAACAUGAAAUGUGUGUUAAAUGGGGUAGUUGUCAUCCAAACCCCUAAACCAAGUUAAUUCACAGCUUACGCAGUGAACGUGCUUCACAAAACUCGCCGUGGAAGGAACUCAUGUUGAAGACGAGGACAUUAAAGCCAAUGUGAUGGGGCAAAUAAAAGACAUUUUAACUUCCAGGACGGCCUUCAGAACCUAUACGAUUGCUGGUCUAGAAGGAAACCAUUUCUUGGGAGACCCAUUUUAGAAACUCAGCCAAAUUCCUAUGGAUGUAAGACUUUCCACAAAAGUUUGACCAGACCCUUUUUAUAUUGUAUUGAAAAGUUUUCUUGUGCAGAUGUUAUGGUGGGCUAGGUGAACUGAGUAUUUCGUAUUUACAUAAAUAUGGUAUUUCCCCAAGAAUUGUCAGUUCCCACACAACCUUCUAAAAUGAACACAGGAUAGCGCUUUCCUUCCUCCUGGCCUGUGCCAACGUGCAGAUAAUUGUACGUCAAAAAGAUACAGGCAUUCUUCAUCGCACACCUCCCCCCUGAGAUUGACAAUAUAAAUAACUUGAGCUCUUGUGGACCAUGCACUGCAGCAUCCAAUCUGGUGGGGCAAGGAACAGGUGCAGCCUUGCCUUUCGCCACUUUGGAUGCUGAACCACAUGGACAACUUUCCGUCUACACGAACACAACUGAUUGUGUUUGUGUAGAGCUCCUUCAGAUUCACAAUCUGCGUUAAUCCAAUGUUUGUGAGGAACAUCCAAAGAGCUUUGCGGUCGACAGAGUCAAAAGCAGCUUUGAGAUAUACAUAGGCUACCCAGAACGGACACCGAAACUCCACUUAUUUGUAUGAGAGGUCAAUGUGAUGAUGCAGUCUACGGUGGAACAUCUGGGUGUCAAGCCACCCUGUUCCAUGCAGCACACUUCUGAAAGUGUAUUUUUGACUUGCUAGAAAAAUUGAGGGAAAUCACUUGAAUUGCUGUUCAAAUGCCAGGUCUGACAGUUUUUUUUUAAGUAUCGGGGAGACUCGCAAUUUCUUGCUCGGCAAUCGUUUUAGUCUGAUUCUGAUGGUUGCGAUAACUGGGCAAUGAUCUGUGUCGAACUCCAAGCUCGAGUAAACUCUGCAAUUUAUCAUAGCUUGCCAUCUGGAGUUAAUCUCUAAAGUGCCAGAGACUGCAUUGAAAUCUCUGAGGUACAUAAUGAGGUCCGGUCGUUUUGUUAAGUUUCCAGACUGUUCCAAAGGCUGGUAGGAGUGGAAUUUGAUGUUGUCGGGUGCUUCGUUCAUUGGUGCGUAUGCCACGGCAAUGGAUAAAUCGCCUAGGGUUGUGCCUGAUUCUAGCCAUCGACAGGGUGCCAUUCUAAUAGGGCUGACUUGGCUGUCGGUUCAAGGGCAAUAGCCACCCCAGCAAGUAGAGGGGGAACCAUCAGAAGGCCCCGACCACAGGAUGGUGGUUUCCUCCAGUGGUUUCACCAGCGCCACACCAACGUACCUCCUGGAGGUCCAUGAUACGGAUUUUCACCCUCUCAAGUUCUUUGACGUGUGUGUGUGUAUUGCACCUGGUUGGCAGAGGGUUGUGAUCUUCCAGGUGCCGAUGCGAGAUAGUUUGCGUAGUUUGAGGUUUUCGGUCAUGUCCACCGUAGCACACUUGUCACAGCUGGCCGGUGAAAAAACCAGGCUGCGUGCUCCUUAUUAACCCACGCGACGAGCGAUGCGGUAUGAAUACGUACUUGGUAGUGUCACUCAUGGGGAAUUCUUGGCAGCUAUAUUCCCCUGGUCUCUUGCCAGGAGGCCAGGGUAGUUAGCUGGGAGACUUCAUGUUGGGUUCUCUUGAGCCAACUACCCAGCUGCUCCUUUAACAUCAGAGCAGAGGGAGCUGUUGCUGAGUGUCAGGACAUGUCCACACGCCGGUGGGCCCAGCAUACUGCACCUACGGGGACAGCAUCUGCUCCUUGACCAGUUAUAUCACCGGACGUUCGCAUGUACAGACUCGGUGAUGAUCAGGGGGGACUGCGAGGUGCCUGUACAUACAUUUGGCUGCGGGAGACUCGUGAGAAGCAUCACGUCCCCCCCCCCCACUCUCUGUUGGAAAACAUCUGAAAAAGUUACAUGAAUACAUUGGCUGCUAUGAAGAUUAUCCAGGUUCAUUACUUGAGAAUUAAUUUAGAAAAAGAUUUUAAAACGGCUCAAACUAAAAUUAAGCGACAGAGAAGUAACGCGAUGGCUUUAGAAACGGUCUCAGUUGGUGUCUAAUGUGACGAGCUUGGGAGUGUUGUGUUUUUUGUUUAAUUCUCUGCAGGUCGGCGUGAACUUCCAGGAGAAAUUUAGGAGCCUAUCUUCAAUUAAGAUGACUUGGGUAAACUGAAUUGAAAUGUUUUUUUCUUCCUGGCCUGUAUAGGUAUAAUGCAUGUGUAUGGUUUUAAAGAUACGCUGGUUUUAACCUGUGAAGCUUUACCAAUAUAGAUUUUGUAGAAAAAUGUAUUUGCAAUGAGUCUUGGUGUCCAGGAGGGCGUGGGUUCGAUCCCAACCCCGACGUCUGCAUGUGGUCGUGUGAACUUUUCUCCAGGUCCUCCGGUUUUUCUCUCCACAUUUAGACACGUGCGUUUAGAGUAUUUGGCUGCUAUACAUUUCCACAUGAUAAGCCACUUCGUUGAGCUAUCAUUUGUGGCCAGGUCGCUUCUGAAAAAGCGCCAUCUGUGGGCCUUGCCUAUUUUAGCUCGUGGUUUUAUCUACAAAGUGGCUUCACAAUGGACUCAAAGGCAAUAUAUACCUCUGCCACUCUGGCAAUAUGAUAUAAUUAUGCAAAUUGGUCCAUAAUUUCAAUUUACACCAGCUUGUUUCAUCUUGGACUGUGGAUGUUUGGUCCUCAUCUGUUUAAAGCUCUUCCAACAUGUUUGUUUUAUGAUGGAGGUGUCGACCAGUUAUCUCAGAGCAGCACUCUAGAGCUCCCUCUAGUGGAGGCCCGCCUGCCAGCAGUGGCAUGAGCAGUAAUGCCAGGACUGCAUCUUUACGUUUUUACCUUAGAUCUUUUUUUAAAUGUCCAUGUCAACUUUCUUCACCUGGGUUAAGAUACAAUACUAUAACGUGUGAUGUCUUAAGGGCUAGUACUUGAUAUUUUCAAAUUGAUAUGUUUUUAUGUUGCAAGGCAGCAUUAAUUAUAAACGUGGUGACUUGUGUGAUAUUUUAAAAUAUCUUAAGAUCUGUAAUUUCCAUACACAUCAACUGAUGCAAUGGUUCACAGUGCCAGACAGAGCAAAUGAGGUUAUCAGUUGAAGCAAAAUAAAUUAUCGCAACACCAUAUGUGCAAACAUUCUCCUACAUACAGUAUAUAUUUUUUGCUCGUGAGGUUUGUGGGAAAAAAUUAAUAUUGCCAAUUUUUUGCAUUGAAUGUUGUACAUUACAUGCUGAUUUUAAUAAAUAUUAAAUACCAAUAUGAAUG
Messenger RNA from Lethenteron reissneri (Far Eastern brook lamprey), 7899 nucleotides. It is a transcript of the gene STK36, whose product is annotated as serine/threonine kinase 36. Gene Ontology annotation, cellular component: cytoplasm. Gene Ontology annotation, molecular function: protein binding; protein kinase activity; ATP binding. The record is from RefSeq and is a predicted model, not a curated record. Gene Ontology annotation, biological process: smoothened signaling pathway; protein phosphorylation. NCBI's taxonomy places the organism in Eukaryota, Metazoa, Chordata, Hyperoartia, Petromyzontiformes, Petromyzontidae.